Procambarus clarkii (red swamp crayfish) is the source of this 414-nucleotide messenger RNA. The record is from RefSeq and is a predicted model, not a curated record. Lineage: Eukaryota; Metazoa; Arthropoda; Malacostraca; Decapoda; Cambaridae.
AUGGGAAGGUGGAGCACCACCAACACUGAUACUAGCACCAAUAUCAUUAGCAGUACAAGUGGUGCCAACAUUAACACCAGCAGCGCCCACAGCAGCCCAGCAGCGCCCACAGCAGCCCCAGCAGCCCCUACAACAACCCCCUACAGCAGCCCCAGCAGCGCCCACAGCAGCCCCAGCAGCGCCCACAGCAGCCCCAGCAGCCCCCACAGCAGCCCUAGCAGCGCCCACAGCAACUCAGGACCGCUACUAGAGGCGCUUGACACAGCACCCGCAGCGCCAGCACUAACCCCAGGAGCUACGACAGAAGCGCCACCUGCGGCGGCAACAGAGAUCAACAUCCUUCACGCUCUGUCUGUCACUUUAGCCUCCCUGGCGUCGCUCACGCAUGAGCACCCGGCCAACGUCGAACUGUGA